CUUCCAACUCGUUGCGGCCUAAACCUGUUCCAAAAUGGUGAAGGCCAUUGCAGUAGUCACAGUAAGUGACUCAUGCUUCACUGAUCCAGCCAAGGACACAUCGGGGCCUACCCUUGCUGGUUUCGCCAAACAACUGUUCCCUGACGCCACCCUUCACACUAUUGUCAUCCCAGAUGAAAAGGACAUCAUAGAGAGAGAACUAUUAUACUUCUCAGAUGAAGCAAAUGUAGAUUUAGUCCUGACAACAGGGGGCACGGGUCUAAGCCGCAGGGAUGUCACUCCCGAAGCCACUAAAGCUGUCAUACACAGAGACGUCCCAGCUAUAUCUGUAGCCAUGACUAUAGAUAGCCUGCAGAAGACCUCCAUGGCUAUGCUAUCUAGGUCUGUAGCAGGAAUUCGCAACAGAACACUCAUAAUCAACUUUCCUGGCAGCAAGAAAGCAGUGACAGAAUGCUUUGAGGUGGUCAAACCAGUGCUUUCCCAUGCAGUUGGACUAUUAACCAAUGAUGAGAUUGAAGUGAAAGGAACUCACGACAAGGUGCAAGGCUUUGUGUGCCACCACAAGCAUGGGAUGGCGAAUAGUUGUGUGGACAUAUCAAAGGUAGCAUUUAGGCCGAGAGAGUCUCCUUUUCCAAUGGUGGACAUGUCGGAAGCGUUUGCGAUAAUUGAUGAAGUGAUGCAGCAAUGGAGUUUGAGCCUUGAGGUUGUGCCGAUAGGGGACAGUCUCGGCCGCGUGGUGGCGGAGGCGAUCUACGCGAAGGAACCCAUGCCACCGUUUCCGGCUUCUAUGAAAGAUGGUUACGCGUGCAUCAGCUCGGACGGCGCGGGCGUGCGCCGCGUGCGCGCCGCGCUGACGGCCGGCGACGCGCCCACCAUGCCGCUCAGCUUCGGCGAGUGUGUACGGAUCAAUACUGGGGCUGCUUUGCCGGCGCGGGCCGAUUGUGUUGUCCAGGUGGAAGACACGAAGCUGGUCUCAGCAUCAGAGGACGGUCAGACGGAGCUGGAGGUGGAGGUGGUGGUGCCGCCGCGCCCGCAGCAGGACGUGCGCCCCAUCGGCUGCGACAUCGCCAUGGGCGCCGUACUAGCUGAUAAAGGGGCGAUUCUGGACGCGGCCAUGAUCGGCGUGCUGGCCGGCGCUGGCUACCAGAAUGUUACUGUUCGGUCUAAACCAAAGGUGGCGCUGAUGUCGACGGGCAAUGAGCUGCAGGAGCCGUCGGAGCUGCAGCUGAAGCCGGCGCACGUGCGCGACUCCAACCGCACCAUGCUGCGCGUGCUGCUCAAAGAACACGGCUUUGACAGCAUAGACUGCGGCAUAGCACAGGACGAGCCAACAAAGCUAGUAUCAGCCAUCUCGACCAGUCUAAGCCAAGCCGACAUCCUGGUCUGCACCGGAGGGGUCUCUAUGGGCGAGAGGGAUCUACUUAAACCGGUCCUGGUGAAGGACUUCGGGGCCACGUUGCAUUUCGGCCGAGUGAGGAUGAAGCCGGGAAAGCCUAGUACGUUUGCGACGUGCGAGUUUCAGGGAAGGAAGAAAUAUGUGUUUGCUUUGCCUGGCAACCCCGUAUCCGCCUACGUCUGCGCGCACCUAUUCCUACUCCGCGCGCUGCGUCAGUGCUGCCACCUGCCGCCCUUCCUCGCCAUCCGAGUGAAACUAGCGCACGCGGCGGCCCUAGACGCUAGACCGGAGUAUGCACGGGCGACGCUACGGUAUCCCACUACUGAUGACCUGCCGAAGGCUACGCUGAUUAUGCCUAAUCAGAGCAGCAGCCGGCUCCUCAACUCGGCGGGCGCGACGGUGCUGCUGCAGCUGCCCGGCGCCACCGACACCACCACCCAGCUGGAGCCCGGCGCCGUCGUCACCGCAUACCUCAUCGGACGACCGUACUAGGCGUUAUAAGGCGUUUACACACCAAAGCCGACACACGAUAAAUCAUAAUGAAAAGUGUUCGGCCGGUAGGGCGAGCUUUGAUGUGUAGACACGCGUAGUAGUCACCCUACAUGGAAAUCAUGGCGUCUUUGGGACUGUAUACAUAUAUGGAACUGCAUUCCUGUCAUGCAUGGGAUAGUACUUACAUUUAUAACUGCCGGAAUACAAUGCCAUGAGCUGAUUAUAAAUCAUGAUAAAAAUCAAUUGUAAAUAUUUAUUAAGUCCUAGACUUUUUCCGCAGAAGGCAGAAUGAUUCUCGAAUAAAUGUGUAGGUGCUAGUGUUUUUGAAAUUUUAUUAUGAAUGAUAAACAUUACAAAUUGAAAAUUUAUGUGUUUAUAUGAAAAUGUUAUAACUUUAUAGUGCCUGUCUGUUACUGUUACGUAUGAUAGAAUCGUCGGGAAGUAAAUAAAAAAGUAAUAUAUUGUAAAACAUUA
Plutella xylostella (diamondback moth) is the source of this 2362-nucleotide messenger RNA. It is a transcript of the gene cin, whose product is annotated as Molybdenum cofactor synthesis protein cinnamon. Lineage: Eukaryota; Metazoa; Arthropoda; Insecta; Lepidoptera; Plutellidae. Gene Ontology annotation, molecular function: molybdopterin molybdotransferase activity. Gene Ontology annotation, cellular component: postsynaptic specialization; postsynaptic membrane; cytosol. The record is from RefSeq and is a predicted model, not a curated record. Gene Ontology annotation, biological process: glycine receptor clustering; postsynaptic neurotransmitter receptor diffusion trapping; Mo-molybdopterin cofactor biosynthetic process.